Messenger RNA from Carassius gibelio (silver crucian carp), 5828 nucleotides. Its product is annotated as ligand-dependent nuclear receptor corepressor-like protein. The coding region runs from base 80 to 1792 and encodes 570 amino acids. Gene Ontology annotation, biological process: regulation of transcription by RNA polymerase II. The record is from RefSeq and is a predicted model, not a curated record. Gene Ontology annotation, molecular function: DNA binding. NCBI's taxonomy places the organism in Eukaryota, Metazoa, Chordata, Actinopteri, Cypriniformes, Cyprinidae. The transcript has 7 exons. Gene Ontology annotation, cellular component: nucleus.
UGUCAAUCAACCGGAGCCGUGAUAUGGAUGACGCGCGGUGACGUCACGCUUAGAGCCGGGGCGAAGGUGGACGGACAGAAUGGCGACCCAGUGCCGGAGCUCCAGAUGCACGGCCGAAAGAAAAGGAUUCCGGCGGGAACUCGACUCAUGGCGACACAAACUCAUCCACUGUGUCGGGUUUGAAAGUAUACUGGAGGGAAUAUAUGGUCCAAGGCUGCUGCAAGAUCUCAGUAUAUUUGAUGAGUGUGAACCAGAGGCUGUGGAUGAUUGGUCCAUGAAUGCAAACUGCUCUUUUUGCAACCUUCAGCUAGAGAAAUUGAAUGACCAGCCUGCUGUGGCCGUGCCUGGCUCGCCACCACCUGCUGAAACACCCCCACCUCAGGGCCUGUCCACCUCUGAAAAACCCCAGUGCCAAGCAGACCAAUUCCUCAAUGCUAUAUUUCGUAAGAAGGAAUUCCCUCAGAGCUGCGAUUCCAGCGUACCGUUGGUGGCACAGGAGUUGAUGCGCAAGAUGAUUCGGAGGUUUGCCUUAGAGUAUGCAUGUAAAAGCCAGGCUCACGAGGGUCUGAAUGUCCUUAGCGAAACCUCCGAGCUUCUCCCCAAUCAGCCGGAUCGUGAUGGGCCUCUGGACCUCACCAUUAGCCGAGCUUCUCAGGCCCUGCAAGUUGAUGGAGUACUUGACCUCUCAAAGAAAAACACAUCAGCAGAAAAUGAAACUACUCAAAGAAUGUUUUCAGGGAGACCAAUCAGAGAGGACUUUUUGGAUCGCAGCUCUGAGUUUGCAGAAGGUUUGCUCUCUAAAGCCUUGAAAGAUAUUCAGUCUGGAUCACUGGAUAUUCACAAAGCAGCCAUACUAUACGGGAUACCUCAGAAAACCUUACAGUUUCAGACAGAGGCAUUAUUGCCAGAGUGGAAGGCAGGGGAACCAUCGAUUUUUGGUGACAGUGGCAAGGGCACAGAGGCAGUGUCCCCAACCAAUGACACUCGACUAGUCCUGCAGAAGGUAGCAGCAUGGGCUCACUCACAGUCAAAGCAGUCUGAAGUAAGAAAAUGUAAAUUUACAUCACCAGAGCACACCGAGCUAAAGUUCCCGGCAGCCGUGACUGCCUCGUCAUACCUUCACCACUUAACCUUGCAGAGGAUCGUCUCGCAGCUACGGGAGCAGAACGACGGGACUGAGACUGCAACAUCUCCUCAGAGUCUUGCUGCUGGGCCAGCUGUGCACAUCCGAGUCCCUCAGGUAUGCUUCAGUGCUCAGCCCAAAGCCCAGCUGGAUCUGGCUGGCCUGGUGGAUGCUGUAUACCAAGCCAACAAAGCCUCUGAUGGGUCCACUGCUUUCCACAAGUUGAAGACCAUUCUCCCUAAACAGGGCUUGAUGGAAAGCCACUCUGGCCUCGAGUCACAUCUACUCCAGGGUGACCUGCCUCCACUGUGUCUGAUCAUGAAGAACGGGAGCAUUGGCGGGAGCGUCACUGGAAGUGUGGUUGACAGCGGAGAUGAUGACCGCCGAGACAAGCAGCCACGGAAAAAGCGGGGCCGUUAUCGGCAAUAUGACUACGAUAUCCUGGAGGAGGCCAUAGCCAUGGUGAUUAGUGGGAAGAUGAGCGUGUCGAAAGCUCAGGGCAUUUAUGGGGUGCCACACAGCACCUUGGAGUACAAAGUCAAAGAGCGAACGGGCACACUCAAGACCCCACCAAAAAAGAAGCUCCGUCUUGUUGAAGCAGCAACCUCAGGCUCAGGAAAGUCAGGGACAACAACCAAUGCCUCAUCUACUGCCUACAAACAGUCUUAACUCAAAACCAAAACCUCAACUAUUUCAUAGAAAUGGUUUCAACUAAACAUUGCCUAAACUACAGCCAACAAGGAUUAAAAAACAUGCAGUCAGGACCUCAUUUAGACUUCGAAGAUACACUUGAACAGGUUUAAUGGUACAUUUUAUCAAGCUACAAAACAUGCCUUUAAAAAAAAUCUAUUCAGGUGUUUCACUGUGGGUAUCUAUAUGAAUAUAUUUAAAAUAUUGUAAAGCACUGUUGAUUUUUAAGUUAAUUACUCUUUUAAAUCUAAGAAAUAUAAUAUUCAGGUUUUGUUCAUACAUAAGCUAAUCUCAGCUUGACGAUUGUUUUAUGCAGCUUUCACACUAAUUAGUCUAUGUAGUGACUGGUCAUUUCAUUUGAAGUCUAUCAACAUUAUUUUUAUGGUGUCUGUGUGACAGCCUAGUGAUAGAAUGACUGUAACAUCUCUUUAACUCACCAGUGGGAGAUCUUAAUAUGCAAUGGGUAGAUAUACACUCACCUAAAGGAUAAUGAGGAACACUAUACUAAUACUGCAUUUGACCCCCUUUCGCCUUCAGAACUGCCUUAACUCUACAUGGCAUGGAUUCAACAAGAAAUGCUGGCCCAUAUUAAUAGGAUAACAUCUUGCAGUUGAUGGAGAUUUGUGGGAUGCACAUCCAGGGCACGAAGCUCCCAUUCCACCACAUCCCAAAGAUGCUCUAUUGGGUUGAGAUCUGGUGACUGUGAGGGGCCAUUUUAGUCCAGUGAACUCAUUGUCAUGUUCAAGAAACCAAUUUGAAAUGAUUUGAGCUUUGUGACAUGGUGCAUUAUCCUGCUGGAAGUAGCCAUCAGAAGAUGGGUACAUGGUGGUCAUAAAGGGACGGACAUGGUCAGAAACGAUGCUCAGGUAGGCCGUGGCAUUUAAACGAUGCCCAAUUGGCACUAAGAGGCCUAAAGUGAACAUCAAGAAAACAUCCCCCACACCAUUACACCACCACCACCAGCCUGCACAGUGGUAACAAGGCAUGAUGCAUCCAUGUUCUCAUUCUGUUUACGUCAAAUUCUGAUUCUACCAUCUAAAUGUCUCAACAGAAAUUGAGACUCAUCAGACCAGGCAACAUUUUCCAGUCUUCAACUGUCCAAUUUUGGUGAGCUUGUGCAAAUUGUAGCCUCUUUUUCCUGUUUGUAGUGGAGAUGAGUGGUACCCAGUGGGGUCUUCUGCUGUUGUGUGUGUUGUGGCUUCACAGAUGAUUUGCUGCAUACCUCGGUUGUAACGAGUGGUUAAUUUAGUCAAAGUUGCUCUUCUAUCAGCUUGAAUCAGUCGGCCCAUUCUCCUGUGACCCCUAGAAUCAACAAGGCAUUUUUGCCCACAGGACUGCUGCAUACUGGAUGUUUUUCCCUUUUCACACCAUUCUUUGUAAACCCUAGAAAUGGUUGUGCGUGAAAAUCCUAGUAACUGAGAAGAUUGUGAAAUACUCAGACCGAUCCGUCUGGCACCAACAACCAUGCCACGCUCAAAAUUGCUUAAAUCACCUUUCUUUCCCAUUCUGACAUUCAGUUUGGAGUUCAGGAGAUUGUCUUGACCAGGACCACACCUCUAAAUGCAUUGAAGCAACUGCUAUGUGAUUGGUUGAUUAGUUGCAUUAAUGAGAAAUUGAACAAGUGUUCCUAAUAAUCCUUUAGGUGAGUGUAGGUAAGAGUUUACACUCGAGCAAAGAAAAAUGUCUUUAUUAAAUGCAUUUUCACCUCAAUUUUAGCUGGCUCAACAUCAUGAUGUCUGUCAGCCAUUGGCGAUGGACAAUGUCAUCUUCUAUCGGCCCAAUCCUAACUGAAAUCCUCACUCAAUAUUCUCUUUUCAGAAUUGAAUUUCUUCUUUAUAAUGUUGUGUUGUUCCACAAACUAAAGACAUCCUUGCAUUAUCUGCCUGCUGAAACCAAAAACAGUUCAGGGUAAUUUUGCCUCUCCACUUAGACACUCCAUGAAUGAAGCAGUUCAGAGUAGAGUGCUGCCGAACUUGGAUCAAAAUUUCUCCUUGUCCAUAUUUCAUAAUGCACAUACCAUGGGACUGAAAUGCAAAGCCUUAUUCAAGUGCUGCUCUGAAUUGCUUUGUUUUUAUGACAAGGCUUCUAUAGUUUUGCUGCUCUUGGUUGUUGUUUUGUUCAUGCUACUGAUUACUAUGAUGUUCUAUGGCCUAUUAUACAACAGUUUCAUUUCAUUAUACUGGUAAUUCAACUAUAUUUAUAGUAUGGACUUUUUUCUUACUGUAUUUAGAAGCUUGUAUAUAAUAUAUAGUUGCACUUUACAAAAGUUGCACACAUACUUGUGAUACAGGUUCUUGUUUCGUUCUUGCUAUGAAAAAUAUUGCCAUAAACUGAUUUUUAAUGGCAUCUUUUUUCACUUAUCUUAUUCACAAGUAUAAUUGUAGUGCUUUGCAAAGUGUAGCUGAAAUGUUAAUUUUUAGCUUUGGAAACAUAAACAUUUCGAUAUACAAUGUUAAUGUUUAUCUUUGUGUUGUGAAUGUUCUGUAAAUUAUUUACCUUUUGUUGUUCCUUAAAGUUAAAGUCCCCUUAUCCUUAAAGAAAGAACAGAUUUACUGAUAUAUUCUUAAAUUUAAUUUGGAAACAUUGAUCAAGCCACCCCGAAUGUUCUUCACUGCUCUUAACAACAGUGCCUGUUACAGCUACUGCUCAGUUAUUUUGCAAGCCAGUAGCAGUUUUACAUAAAUCUUUGGAGAGAAAAAAAAAGUAUUUCUAUACUACUUCGGAUUGUAUAUAAUCUGUAUUGUGGAUUUAUAUACUGUUACCACAAUUAACAAUGUAAAAAAAAAAAGGGGGGGGGGUAUAGAUGUCACAGGCACAUUUUCACUUUUAAUGUAAAGGGUGGUCAUGUAAGAGUUAAUGUCAUGCAGAUUUUUUUUAAUCACGUUUAUUGUCAGUGCUGCAUUCUCCUUUUCAUUUGGUUUGGGGAAUGCAGAACUCUGUUAUUUCUCUUUUGUGUUCUAAUAAUUCUUAAUAUUGUGUCCUGUAUAAUUUCAAUCCAAAAGCAUUACUAUUCUCAGGGUAACAACAGUCCUAUUGAAACAUAGCGCAUGAUAGUGUUAGAACUGCUCUUUUAUUUCAAAAUAAGGGCCCUUAGGUUUCUUUUAUAGAGCCAAAUAUGGUUCAUCCAAAGCCAAUUUAUUUGUUUUCUCACAUAUUAUUGGGAAAGUUUAUAUUCGGGAGGGGUUACAGAUCACAAAGGCAUAAUAAAAAUUAUUUAAAUUGGGUUUAACAUUUUCCCCCCUCAAAAAAGUUUGUCUUGAUUUAUAGAUGGAUAAUUAAAUAGAUCAGUAUCACCAAUUUAGGCCUUUCCAAGUAUGUUUAAUUUCAUAUUCAUAAUGGAUGCAGGAUAUUAAUCAUUUUGCAAUCAGUUAUUUAUGCAUAUUUGUUGCACUAUGAUUGAUUUUGCAUUAUUCCCUCUAAUAUCUAAUUGUAUGUGUGUUGUGUUAUUUUUUUUUUCGAUGUAAUCAGAAUAGGAAGUUUAAAUGUUGUGUUGGUUUUGUGUUAAAGCACUUUUUUUUUGCUCUUGCACAUUGAUAUGUGAAAUUCUUUACUGCACUAAAACUAAAAGCUAAUUGGUCAUUUAAGCACGUUUUUGUGUCUUAAACAUAUUUGGUGUCGUCUCAUUUGUAACAUUUCAGGAUUAGGGUAAGGUUAAUCAAAGCGAGAAUUAAAUUAAUUGUAAUAAGAUAGAAAUACUGAAGGCAUAUUACUCCAGUGUGUUUUUAUAUCCUAAAAUUGCAGUUUUUUUUUUUUUACGUUUCCCUCCAUCCCUUAACAAACCUGCAUUACCCCUUGGGGUAGUUUUAUUUUAAUUUCAAAGAGACAACAUAUUGCCUGCAAAUUUUGUUGGUUUGUAAUUGGUUUUAUCAAGAGACACAUUGAUUCAUCAGGAAACAAAUUUAUUCAAGUUUGAUUUAAAAUAAUUAAAUAUUCUCUAUAGUUUUCCUGAGUGUAAGCAUUGCUACAAUCGCCAUCCUUUUGCCUUCAAGUUACCAAUAAAAAAAUGUUCCAUGUA